Messenger RNA from Striga hermonthica, 270 nucleotides. The record is from the annotation of a GenBank genome assembly. NCBI's taxonomy places the organism in Eukaryota, Viridiplantae, Streptophyta, Magnoliopsida, Lamiales, Orobanchaceae.
AUGUCUAUUUUCUCUCAAGAAGAAGUCUUACCACGUGACGGCCAAGAUUCAGGACAAGGAAGGAUCUCGCCGGACCAGCUACACCUCAUCUUCGCUGGGAAGCAGCUCGAGGACGGCCGCACCCCCGCCAUCUACAACAUCCAGAAGGAAUCCACCCUCCAUCUAGUGCUCCGCCUCUGGGGAGGCGCCAUGAAGCGCAAGAAAAAGACCUAUACUAAGCCCAAGAAGAUCAAGCACAAGAAGAAGAAGGUCAAGCUCGCCGUUCUCUAG